This is a messenger RNA of Plasmodium relictum, 942 nucleotides long. Its product is annotated as dehydrodolichyl diphosphate synthetase, putative. Gene Ontology annotation, cellular component: endoplasmic reticulum. The transcript has 8 exons. The record is from RefSeq and is a predicted model, not a curated record. Gene Ontology annotation, biological process: polyprenol biosynthetic process. Bases 1 to 942 code for a protein of 313 amino acids. Lineage: Eukaryota; Apicomplexa; Aconoidasida; Haemosporida; Plasmodiidae.
AUGGCUUUAAAUUUAAUAGAAAGAUUAGUAACUUCAUUAUUAAGAAUAUUCAUAAAUAUUAAGCAUAUAUCGAUCAUAAUGGAUGGUAACAGAAGAUUUGCAAAAGAUAACGGUUUUCAUUCUUCUUUAGGUCAUUAUAUGGGAUCAAAAGCAUUAAUUAAAGUUAUAGAAAUAUGCAUUAGUUUAAAUAUAAAGUUUUUAUCAGUAUUUUCACUAUCUUUAUUAAAUUAUAACAGAAGUCCAGAUGAACUAUAUUUUUUAUUUUAUUUAAAUUUGCACUAUUUAUCUAAUGAAGAUUUUUUUAAUAAUUUUAUUAAAAAUAAUAGAAUAAGGAUUAAAAUAAUAGGAAACUUAUCAUAUAUCAAUGAUUCCUAUAGAAAAAUUAUAAAUGAUAUAGAAGAAAAAACUAAAGAAUUUGACAAUUUAAUUUUAAAUAUCUUUUUCUCAUAUACCAGUAGAAAUGAAAUGAGUUUAUGCAAAUUUAUGCCUAACUUGUAUUUUGACACUUAUAAAAAUUUAUUAGAAGAACGAAAUAUAUGUUAUUCUUCAUACUUACUAAAAAAUUUUAUCAAAGAAAAUAAUUACGAAUCUUCAGAAAAUUUAAUAAAAAAUGAGCAUAUUGAUUCAACCAAAAUUUAUAAAACAAAAUGCUUUUGCGGAAAAGACUCCUUUUUAAAUGAGGAACAAUUAAAUAUAUAUAGUUAUCAUCGAAAAUUACUUACAUGUGAUUUACCACCGCCAAAUAUUUUAAUACGAACAUCAGGAGAGCAGAGACUAUCUGAUUUUAUGUUAUAUCAAAUUUCAGAAUUCACGGAAAUUUAUUUUAUCAAUGAACAUUGGCCAAUCUUUAAUUUUUUACAACUCAUUUAUAUUAUCUUGCAUUACACUAUUUUUCAAACAACAGAAUGGGCAUUUUCUUAUUCAAACCCUUGUCCACAUUAA